UUGAAAACCCAAUGAUGAAAGCACAACAGCAACCGCCAUGGAGACUGUUCACCGGCUGAACAUUGGCGGCACGUUCAUCUCGCCGGCGCAAGACACGGGUAUGUUUCGUGAAUGGUCAAAUGAUUUCGAUUACCUGUUAGAACCGAAUCAACUUAUACCUCUGUUAACGACUGUUCGCAUAAGAUUUUCAAAAAUACCCGAUUAUAUUGCUCCACAGAAAAUCUAUCAAUCUUCUUGGUCAAUGGAUCAAAUCCAAUAUAGGCAUGUUAACACUUGUUGUUUCACAUGGAAAUUGCCUGUUGAUGCUGGAUUUAGUUACCUUGUAAGAUUACAUUUCUGCGAACUUGAUUACGAAACAAAGGAGAUCGGUGAAAAGACAUUCAAGAUUUUGAUUAAUAAUCAAACAGUUGAGUCUAACGGUGAUUUGAUCAAAUGGGGUGUUGAAAUUGGAGUUGCGUUUUAUCGCGAUUAUAUCGUAUCAAGGAUGGUGAACCGCGAUCUCUUUAUAUCACUUUGCCCUCACAGGAACCAAAGAAACGACAUGUUAGAUGCGGUUUUGAAAGGCUUGGAAGUGUUAAAAUUGAGCAACGAUGAUCAAAAUCUCGCGGGCGAGACCAUAACCGUCGAGGCUACCUCGUUUGUUGGUUGGGAUUUUAGUUUCUUUAAGAAACUUGCAGCAACUAUAUUAGCCAUAAUCAUCGUAAUAGGCAUUAUCUUCAAUAAAUUAGUCUUUUGGAGAGGAAGAUUUGGUGACAAUAGACACAUUUCAUUAAUCUCAUUCCCACCAACAAAGAUUAAUGAGGAAACGGAAACCUGCAAGAUCUUUACACUCAACGAAAUUCGGAAAGCAACGAGCAAUUUCAGCGAAAACAUGCUAAUCAGAGGCAAUAAAAAUUGUAAUAUCUACAAAGGGUUGAUCAGAAAUGAUAAAACUAACAUGGUUACUGUCAAACGGUUUAUCCCUUCCGAGACUAAGCAAGGAGCGAAUCACGAGUUCACAACCGAGAUAGAAAUCCUAUCGAAGCUUCGCCAUAAACAUCUCAUAAAGUUGAUCGGAUAUUGCUCCGAUAGAAACGAAAAGGUCCUCGUUUACGAACAUAUGGCGAAAGGUUCGCUUGCCGAUCACGUCUACAUGUCGAGGGAGAUUGAAAACGAUCUUAAAUGGGACCAAAAGUUGAACAUUUGCUUGGGAGCGGCUCGUGGAUUGGAUUAUCUUCACACGGGGACUCAACAUAGCAUCAUUCAUCGAGAUGUUAAGAGCUCAAGUAUUCUUUUGGACGGGAAUUACGUCGCGAAAAUAGCCGAUUUCGGUUUUUGCAAGAUGAGCGCCACCACGAACGAUACGUUUACGGGCAUCAGCACCGAUCUGAAAGGCACUAAUGGUUAUUUAGAUCCCGAAUACUUCUUCACCCGUUGGUUAACGAAAAAAUCCGAUGUUUACGCAUUCGGAGUUGUCCUUUGGGAGGUUUUGUGUGGUAGGCCGGCCUUGAACACCAGAAUCAAGGAGCAACGUAAUCUCGCCCAAUGGGCACAACGAUGUUUUAAAGAAGGAAAGGUUGAAGAUAUCGUGGAUCCUACUUUGAAGUCGCAAAUAUCUCCGGCUUGUUUGAAAAUGUUUGUGGCCGUUGCUAAUGUAUGCUCGCAUAGUGUCCCGACUGAACGUCCCUCGAUGGCCGAUGUAGUGGCCAGUCUUGAACGCGCCGCUGAUUUGCAGCGGCGCGGUGGGAAUGUUUCCGAUGAUGAAGUGGACCGGUUAACUAAUGUCACGAAGAAUAAUAGAAGCUUCAAGUUGACGCUUUCGCAAGAUGAAGUAGAUGCCCUUUACAAGUAUUUCAAGCUCGACGAGAAUGGGCCAUAUACGCUAGACGAAUUGUGUAACCAUCUAAAGGCAUACAAGGCGUUCAAAAACUCUGUACCCGAUAAACGAAUUGCAGAAAGAUUUGGUGAUCGUGUGCGGGAAUCGUUAAUCGGAUUCCAAAAUGACAUCGAAUCAGGAAAAGUUCAUUUAGAGAAUAACCCUGAUGAAAUCCAUCCUCUCGCCAAAAUCGUCAUGGAUUACAUGAAGAACAUCUCCCACUACAACGAGACUAUCAAUACACUCCUUAUAAAUGACAAAAACAUCGAAGAAGACAAUAAUCCUGAGAUUAACCCCACCAAAUCCCAUUUCAAUUCCCUCGUAUCAAGCCUAGAACGUGUCCUUCAAGACGUAUCAACCGAUGUGAACAAGGAAGAAUCACAUAUGAACAUUUUUUUCAUGAAUAACAUUAACUACAUGGCCCAAGAGGUGAAAGAAAGCAGCGAACUAACAACCAUUCUCGGAGAUGAUUGGGUUAGAAACCGCAAAAGAAAAGUGGAAUAUCAUAAAUUCGAGUAUGAAAAACUCACCUUGUGUAAAAUAAAUCCUUUUCUAAGAAGUGAUUCAGGUUCAGGCAAUAGGAAUCUUCUAAAGGGGAACCUGAAGAGUUUUAAUAAUGCAUUUGAGGCUAUUUACAAGAGUCAAACUGCAUGGUACAUUCCAGAUUCUGAACUUCGUCGAGAACUGAGACUCUCGGUGGCCACUAAGCAGAUUCAGGCAUAUCGAAUCUUUGUCGAUAAAUGUGAACAUAAUCAUCUGGAUAGGUACAUUAAGUACUCAGCCGAGGACCUGGAAAAUUACUUUGAGGAUCUGUUUGAGGGAUGUCCUAAACAACUGAAUAACCGUAAUAGAAGACAAUCAUGAACCAUGUUAUUGAUACCUCAAUUUGCUUAUUGUAUGUGCAUUAGUUUUGUGUUUUCCUAGUUUGGAAGUAGUAGUAGCAGUUGCAUAACAAGAAUGAACCAUAAUUUUAGAUCAUAUGAUGUAAUUUUGCAUCUAAGGUUAAAAAUGCUCAUUGGUCAUUCUUUUUUAUU
This is a messenger RNA of Impatiens glandulifera, 2889 nucleotides long. Its product is annotated as receptor-like protein kinase FERONIA. Gene Ontology annotation, cellular component: plasmodesma; plasma membrane; exocyst. Gene Ontology annotation, molecular function: transmembrane receptor protein tyrosine kinase activity; phosphatidylinositol-4,5-bisphosphate binding; ATP binding. Bases 38 to 2719 code for a protein of 893 amino acids. The record is from RefSeq and is a predicted model, not a curated record. NCBI's taxonomy places the organism in Eukaryota, Viridiplantae, Streptophyta, Magnoliopsida, Ericales, Balsaminaceae. Gene Ontology annotation, biological process: protein autophosphorylation; exocytosis. The transcript is spliced from 3 exons.